AAGGUGUGGCUUAGUAAUGGCAGCAUCAAAAGGAUCUACUAGCCAGUUAGUCAACUUUGCAGCCUACAAGAAGAGUCCGGACAUUUUAACAACUAGUCAUGGUCAUCCUGUAGACUGCAAGACAGCAAUACUGACAGCAGGUGCUAAAGGGCCAGUACUGUUGCAGGACUAUGUGUUUUUGGAUGAGAUGGCUCACUUUGAUAGAGAGAGAAUCCCAGAGAGGGUAGUCCAUGCAAAGGGAGCUGGUGCAUUUGGUUAUUUUGAAGUGACUCAUGACAUCACCAAUUACUGUAAAGCUAAAGUCUUCAAUAAAAUUGGCAAGAGAACUCCAAUUGCUGUUCGUUUCUCAACUGUGGGUGGUGAGUCAGGUAGUGCUGAUACAGUGAGGGAUCCAAGAGGAUUUGCUGUCAAGUUUUAUACUGAGGAUGGUAAUUGGGAUCUUGUUGGUAAUAAUACACCAAUAUUCUUUAUAAGGGACCCUAUACUAUUUCCUAGCUUUAUACAUACUCAAAAGAGAAAUCCAUCUACACACCUUAAGGAUCCUGAUAUGUUCUGGGACUUUAUUAGUCUGAGGCCUGAGACCACCCACCAGGUGUCAUUCCUCUUCUCUGAUCGUGGCAUACCUGAUGGAUACCGUCACAUGAAUGGAUACGGAUCACACACUUUCAAACUAGUCAACAAUGAAGGAGAGCCUGUUUACUGCAAGUUCCAUUACAAAACUGAUCAAGGUAUAGCUAAUCUUAGUGUUGAGAAGGCUGGCAUUCUUGCUGGCUCUGAUCCAGACUAUGCUAUCAAGGACCUUUAUGAUGCUAUUGCUGCUAAGAACUAUCCUUCAUGGACACUCUAUAUUCAAGUAAUGACAUUUGAGCAAGCAAAAGAGUUUGAAUGGAAUCCGUUUGAUCUAACUAAAAUUUGGCCACAGAAGGAGUUCCCAUUGAUUCCAGUUGGUAGGAUGGUUCUUAAUCGUAAUCCUGCUAAUUAUUUUGCUGAAGUUGAGCAGUUGGCAUUCUCCCCAGCCCACAUGGUAGCUGGCAUUGAGCCAUCACCUGAUAAAAUGUUACAGGGUCGUUUGUUUUCAUAUGAUGAUACUCAUAGGCACAGAUUGGGUCCAAAUUACCAUCAGAUACCAGUUAACUGUCCUUAUGCAACACGCACCAGGAACUAUCAACGUGAUGGACCAAUGACAGUUGAUGGUAAUCAAGGUGGAGCACCAAAUUAUUUUCCAAACAGUUUCAGUGGUCCUGUUGAUAACCCAGAAUAUACUAUAUCUCCUAUUACCUUGAGUACUUGUGAUGUUAAGAAGUAUAAUACGAGAGAUGAUGACAAUUUUUCUCAAGUAAAGAAUUUUUGGCUGAAAGUUCUAACAGUAGAAGAGCAAAGUCGUCUUGUUUUCAACAUUGCUUCACAUUUGAAAGAUGCUCAACCAUUUAUACAAUCAAGAGUUAUUAGAAAUUUUUCUUCUGUGCAUCCUGACUAUGGUAGUAGGAUAUCUGACCUUUUGCAGCAAUUUAAAAAAAAAAAGCAAGUAUCAUCAAAUUUGUGAUUCUAAUUAUAUAUAUAUAUAUAUAUACUGCUGACAAUAGGACUGUUUUUGAUUGUUUGCAAUUGAUAUCAAUUUUUGCUAAAAAAUUUGUAGUAGACUGUUAA
Amphimedon queenslandica is the source of this 1647-nucleotide messenger RNA. Its product is annotated as catalase-like. The transcript has 15 exons. Gene Ontology annotation, molecular function: catalase activity; heme binding. Gene Ontology annotation, cellular component: peroxisome; cytoplasm; mitochondrion. Lineage: Eukaryota; Metazoa; Porifera; Demospongiae; Haplosclerida; Niphatidae. The record is from RefSeq and is a predicted model, not a curated record. The coding region runs from base 17 to 1543 and encodes 508 amino acids. Gene Ontology annotation, biological process: response to hydrogen peroxide; hydrogen peroxide catabolic process.